Molecule: messenger RNA, 2682 nt
Organism: Ochlerotatus camptorhynchus
Lineage: Eukaryota; Metazoa; Arthropoda; Insecta; Diptera; Culicidae
Product: probable ATP-dependent RNA helicase CG8611
Exons: 4
Coding region: 100-2532 (810 amino acids)
Biological process (GO): ribosome biogenesis
Cellular component (GO): nucleus
Molecular function (GO): ATP binding; nucleic acid binding
Source: RefSeq, a predicted model, not a curated record
AGUAGUGUUUUCAGUUGGUGCGAAGUCGCGUGUUUUCAUUUCGUAGUGCGUUGUAAUUUCCGUUUUUGUAGUAAAACUAGUGCUUCCUUUCCUCCGACAAUGGAUCUAAUGCUCAGUAAUUUCAUCACCGACGAUGGACCAGUUGUCGAAAAGAAAAAGAAGAAAUCCUUCGGAACCGAUGGCGGUGGAGGAAAGUUUUCGAUGGUUUUUAGCAACAGUCAACCGGUAAAGGCGGUCGUGGCUAGGAAGAGGACGUCGGUUGCACUGAAACCGAGCAACAGUAAAGCACAAGAGCCCAAGAAAGCACCGUUUUCGUUGAAGCCUCCAGAACCGCAGGCGGAAAGGGUUGUGGAGAAGAAAGUUGCUCCACUGGCGGAAAGGAUUGUGGAGAAAAAAGCUACACCACAGAAACCGAUUAAAGCAGUUGAGAAAUUCGCUCAGAAACCUCCAGGCCACAAGCAGAAAGCUCACUCCGGAUCAGAUUUUUCACUGACUGAAAAAUUCAACCAAGUCACGAAGGACAGAAAAUCGAACAUGUUCGACCGCAUGAAGAACGAUAUGCCCAAGGUGGAAUUGCCGGAAGUUCACCCACUCACGGAAAAGGUAUUCAGCGAGGCGACGAUCGAUUCGUUGGACAUCCAUCCGCAUUCGAAGAAGAAUGUGAUAGAUCUGCUCCACUUCAAGCACCUUACCGUGGUGCAGAACCUAUCGAUUCCGAAGAUUUUGGAAGGAAAGGAUGUGCUGAUUCGAGCGCAAACCGGCUCGGGAAAAACAUUGGCCUAUGCUUUACCCCUGGUGGAGCGUUUGCACUCACAGGACGUGAAAGUUUCACGAUCGGAUGGAAUUUUGGCGGUAGUUAUCGUGCCCACUAGGGAGCUCGCUUUGCAGACCUAUGAACUGUUUUUGAAACUGCUGAAGCCUUACACUUGGAUCGUGUCCGGGUAUUUGAGUGGCGGCGAGAAAAGGAAAGCUGAAAAGGGACGACUGAGAGCUGGAUUGAACAUCUUGAUAUCGACUCCGGGGAGAUUUUGCGAUCACUUGAAAAAUACCGAAUCGAUGAAGAUGAACGCGGUCAAGUAUCUGAUUCUGGACGAAGCGGAUCGUCUGCUGGAGCUGGGAUACGAGAAGGAUGUCAAGGAGAUUGUGGAAUCGAUUAAGGCCAAUUGCUCGGAGGGAGAAUCCACCGUUCAAACAGUUUUGCUGUCGGCGACAUUGACGCGUUCGGUCAAAGAACUGGCAGGGCUGACCCUUAAAGAUCCGGAAUACGUGGACACGAGUGACAUCGCCGUGGAACGUCGAUUCGAUAACACCAACAUCGACAACAUGGAGGAACGGAUAACCAUUCCGGCUACGGUUCAUCAAAGCUACAUCGUAAUUCCACCGAAGCUACGGCUCGUCACCCUCAGUGGGGUGAUUGCCUACGAGUUCAACAGACAGGUUAAGAAAUGCCUCGUGUUUAUGGCCACUCAGGACCUGGUGGACUUCCAUUAUGAUGUGAUGGUUGAAGUUUUGACGCAGAAGAAACCAGAUUCGGACGACGAAAAAGGCUCCGAUGAGGAUGAUUUGAGCGAGUCGGAAUCGGAACCGGAAGACAGCUCCAAUGAAGCGAUACUCCUACCAAAGGUAUCGUUCUUCAAACUUCACGGAAAGAUGACCCAAAUCGAGCGAAGCUCGGUAUUCAAAGAGUUCCGCAGUACCAAAUCAGCCGUCCUGCUGUGCACGGAUGUCAUUGCCCGAGGAAUAGACGUCCCCAGUGUCGAUUUGGUUGUACAAUAUCACGCCCCGCAAAUCCUCGCGGAUUACGUCCACCGGGUGGGACGUACGGCCCGAGCCGGCCACAGUGGGAAGGCUCUGCUAUUUGUGGAACCGUCGGAAGUCGAAUUCAUCAAAUACCUAGCUGGCAAGCAAAUCAAACUGGCAGAGGAACGGGUAGAUCCCAUUUUCGGACGGAUCGGAGUGCUGAUUAAUAGCACCCCGGGGCGGAAGAACAAAAACAAGGAACAAGCGUCCAUCGAGCUGCAGCAUCGGUUCGAAAAGCUGAUCGCCGCCGAGAAGGAGCUUUUCAGCAGUGCCUGUAAAGCAUUCGUUUCCUGGGUGCGGUACUAUUCCAACUUUCCGAAGGAGUUGCGGCGGAUUUUCGCCAUCAAAGCGGUCAACAUGGGCCAUUAUGCCAAGUGUCUGGGGCUGAGGGAUCCACCGAAGCAGUUCGUUCGGGAGCAUACGGGCCCCAAGGAGGGGGAGGAGCACGGUCGCAAGAGGGAGUUCCAGCAGAGGAGAAGUGGAGGUGGUGGCGGUCGUGGUGGCCGUGGCGGCCGUGGAGCUGGCCGGGGAGGAAAGCCUGCCGGAAGAGGUAAACCAUUUGCGAGCAACCCACGGAAGCGUCCAUUCUCCGGCGGCAAUGACAGACCAUCGUCGGGCGCCAACCGGAAGCACCAAGACCUUGCCAGCUAUGCGCAAAGUUCCCGCAUGAUCAACACGUCCGAAUUCGCCAGUGGUCUCGCGCCGGCCAGGAAAAAGGCCCGAAAGAACUGAAAACUGUUCCCGCUGAAGCAGCAACCACCGUUUGUAAAUAUAUGCACACCAAGACCGACGUACGGUCCAUGAAAGUGAGUGAGUGAGUAAUCGACGAGCAAGACGAGCAGGGGCAGUGCCGAAGAGUAGUAGGUACCUUUAUUUGUUUUU